AAUAUAUAAAUAAAAAUUGAUUAAACAAAAAGGAUAGUCAAACUGGUACACUCUCCUAAUUAUUUCAACUUUUCAAGCUUCAACAUCAAAAGGUUUCCAAUGGCGGACUUCUCUCUUCCUCAAGACUCUCUCUUUCUAGGUUUCGACAGUUCUACUCAGUCUCUAAAGGCUACAAUAUUGGAUUUCAACUUCAAUAUUAUUGCAGCCGAGCUUGUUCAUUUCGAUUCUGAGUUGCCCCAUUAUAAGACCAAGGAUGGGGUUUACCGUGAUCUUUCUGUUAAUGGCCGGAUUGUUUCACCCACCUUGAUGUGGGUUGAAGCCCUUGAUACUAUGCUUCAAAAAUUGUCGAAAAAGAUUGACUUGGGAAAGGUUGCUGCUGUGUCUGGAAGCGGACAGCAGCAUGGCAGUGUCUAUUGGAAGAAUGGGAGUUCAUUGAUAUUGUCAUCUUUGGAUCCCAGGAAAAAGUUGGUAGAACAAUUUGGAGAAGCUUUCUCCAUUAAAGAAUCGCCGAUAUGGAUGGAUAGUAGUACCACUGAACAAUGCAGGAAGAUAGAGGAGGCUGUAGGAGGAGCUCUGGAAUUAUCUUGUCUCACAGGUUCUCGGGCACAUGAGCGAUAUACGGGCCCUCAAAUCAGGAGAAUAUAUGAAACACAACCCGAAGUAUACAAACAAACGGAGAGGAUAUCACUAGUGAGCUCAUUUAUGGCAUCUCUUCUUAUAGGUAGCUAUGCUUGCAUUGAUGAAACAGAUGGUGCUGGAAUGAAUCUAUUGGAUAUCAGGCAAAGAGUGUGGUCUAAGAAGGCUUUAGAUGCUACUGCACCUGCACUGGAGGAGAAGCUUGGAGUGCCAGCUCCUGCAUAUGCCGUUGCUGGUUUUAUUGCUCCAUAUUUUGUGGAGAGGUAUCAAUUCAGCAGUGAUUGCUUGGUUAUUCAGUGGUCUGGAGACAAUCCAAACAGCCUUGCAGGAUUGACACUCAACACUCCCGGUGAUCUUGCAAUUAGUCUUGGGACAAGUGACACUGUAUUUGGCAUAACUGAUGAGCCACAACCGCGUUUAGAAGGUCAUGUUUUCCCUAAUCCUGUUGAUACAAAAGGUUUUAUGGUUAUGCUCUGCUACAAAAAUGGGUCCCUGACUCGUGAAGAUAUUCGUAAUCAAUUCGCAGAUAAAUCAUGGGAUGUGUUCAACACAUAUCUGCAGCAAACUCCUCCACUUAAUGAUGGAAAGCUAGGUUUCUACUACAAGGAACAUGAAAUUCUUCCUCCCUUACCGGUUGGUUUCCACCGGUAUAUACUCCGAAAUUUCACAGGCGGUGCUAUUGAUGAUGUUGUUGAACAUGAAGUUGAUGAUUUCGAUGCUCCUUCUGAGGUUCGAGCUCUGAUUGAGGGCCAGUUUCUCUCUAUGCGAGCUCACGUUCAAAGGUUCGGAAUGCCUUUCCCUCCUAGACGGUUGAUAGCUACUGGUGGAGCAUCAGCCAAUGAGUGCAUUCUUGGCUCCUUGGCCUCUAUAUUUGGCUGUGACAUUUACACUGUUGAAAGACCAGAUUCAGCAUCAUUAGGCGCUGCACUCAGGGCUGCACAUGGUUGGCUUUGUAACGCAAAGGGUAGUUUUGUUCCCUUUGAAAGCAUGUACAAAAACAAGUUGGAAAAGACAUCGUUAAACUCCAAGCUUUCUGUCGAGGCUGGUGAACCAGUCUUGGUUUCUAAGUAUGCAACUGUGAUGAAGAAGAGGAUGGAGAUAGAGAACCGCCUGGUUCAAAAGUUGGGUCGCUGGUAAACGAAGACUGAAGAACAAAAGCGUACUUAUCAAUUGUCAACUCCUUUGGUUUUUAUGUUUAUUCGUUGGUGAACUGUUGGUUUGAUCGUUUCCUUUUCCUUGCCUUAAUUUAGUACAGAAUAUUAGUUAAAUGUACAUAGAUGUUAAUCCGUUUAAAAGAUGGAUGCGGUAUUCCAGAAAAAGGAAGAAAGUUUUAAUUUACA
This is a messenger RNA of Spinacia oleracea (spinach), 1976 nucleotides long. Its product is annotated as xylulose kinase 2. NCBI's taxonomy places the organism in Eukaryota, Viridiplantae, Streptophyta, Magnoliopsida, Caryophyllales, Amaranthaceae. The transcript has 11 exons. Gene Ontology annotation, molecular function: D-xylulokinase activity. The record is from RefSeq and is a predicted model, not a curated record. Gene Ontology annotation, cellular component: cytosol. Bases 100 to 1773 code for a protein of 557 amino acids. Gene Ontology annotation, biological process: phosphorylation; D-xylose metabolic process; xylulose metabolic process.